This is a messenger RNA of Knipowitschia caucasica, 393 nucleotides long. The record is from the annotation of a GenBank genome assembly. Lineage: Eukaryota; Metazoa; Chordata; Actinopteri; Gobiiformes; Gobiidae.
AUGAUGCUGGUCUUUCUGCUACCUGCCGUGGCUCUCCUCCUGGACACGCACACACUGGUCUCCGCUAACAACAACAACGAUAAAUGGGCUAAGCACCGUGGCCCAAUACAACAAGGACAGAUCCUGGAACCGAUUCAGAGACUCCGGUGCGAGCGGAGUGUGCUGGGGGCCGUGGAAUUACUUUCUCCGGGAGUCGGAAUAGGACACCAGACAGCUCAGAUGAUGCUGGUCUUUCUGCUACCUGCCGUGGCUCUCCUCCUGGACACGCACACACUGGUCUCCGCUAACAACAACAACGAUAAAUGGCUAAGCACCGUGGCCCAAUACAACAAGGACAGAUCCUGGAACCGAUUCAGAGACGACCCCGCCCUCCCAUCUCAAAUGAAAACAUAA